AUGGAAAAGUACGACGUGGCAGUUGUGGGACUUGGUGUUCUCGGAAGUGCAGCAGCAUACCAUGCUGCUCAAAAGGGCAAGAAAGUCAUUGCAUUUGAGCAAUUCGAGUUGGGUCACGUCCAUGGCGCCUCUCACGACACGUCACGCAUUGUCAGAACAACGAACUCCUCACCUGAAUAUGUGGCUUUGGCCCAAGCUGCCUAUAAAGACUGGGCGGCUCUCGAAAAGGCCACAGACCAAAAGCUAUUGACAAUUACUGGCGGUGUUUUCUUCCUCCCUAAAGAUGCCCCGACUCCAAUCGGAGACUUCACAAGCAGUUUGGAUGCCCGGAACGUUCCGUAUGAGGUUCUGAGCGCCAAGGAAGUGAACAAGCGAUGGCCCCAGUUCGAUAUUCCAGAUGAUGUCGACACGGUAUACACAGCCGAUACUGGCAUUGCCCAUGCCGCAAAGACUGUAUUGGCUAUGCAAAGCCUCGCACGUACCCACGGUGCGGUGCUGAAGGAGCAUACGCGAGUGGACCGCAUCAUUCCCAAGGCCUCCGGCUCCGGAGUUGUGAUCCAGACAUCCAAGGGACAAGUACAUGCAGCUAAAGUGAUUCUUGCAGCCGAUGCAUGGACAAAUAAGCUCCUCGCUCCUCUCGGUGUACAUAUCCCAUUGUCAGUGAUGCAAGAACAAGUCACAUACUUCAAACCGACGGAAAGGGAGGCUUGGGAAUCAAGCCGUUUUCCAGUCUGGAUCUGGGGCGGCGAUCCCUGCUUCUAUGGCUUUCCAUCUUUCGGCGAACCAACCAUCAAGGCAGCUCGCGAUACCUCCAAUAAUUUCAUGACACCCGAGCAGCGUACCUAUGUGCACUCCCCCCAGUUGCUUAAACAGCUCAACUCGUUCAUGGGCAAGGUCAUGCCUGACGAGGGCCGCCAACCACUUCGGACAGUCACUUGUCAGUACACUAUCACACCAGACCGACAAUUUGUCAUCAGUCCCCUUGAAAAGCAUCGUGAUAUUAUUGUUGGCCUUGGCGCUGCUCAUGCUUUCAAAUUUGCUCCAGCUUUUGGUCGUGUUUUGGCAGAGUUGGCAGUCGAUGGGAAGAGUACAGAGGAUCUUUCCAAGUUUGGCAUUCCGCACACUUCGACUUAUACUAGCAAGCUUUAG
This is a messenger RNA of Penicillium nucicola, 1149 nucleotides long. RefSeq names its product putative sarcosine oxidase. Bases 1 to 1149 code for a protein of 382 amino acids. NCBI's taxonomy places the organism in Eukaryota, Fungi, Ascomycota, Eurotiomycetes, Eurotiales, Aspergillaceae. The record is from RefSeq and is a predicted model, not a curated record. Gene Ontology annotation, molecular function: sarcosine oxidase activity; flavin adenine dinucleotide binding. The transcript has a single exon.